UUUUAUUUAUUAAACAGCAACAUGCAAAACACAAACAGAACAGCCAGAGGGAUUACACAAAGAAAUAAGGAAGAGAAGAAAAAAUAAUACAUGAACGUUAUAUCAAACCAAAUACAGACACGUAGCGAAUACAUUUUAUUUUGUAUACGUUUUAAAGAUUCUAAAUAGUUUUACAAAUCUGCAUUUUUUUUUAUAAGAAAAAGGCCUUUUUCUUCAUACAUUUUGAUUUAACUUACGCAGCAGGUUGGGAGAAUUUGGAUACUUUUGGAAAAGGGUUUGGUUUGGCUAAUAUGCAAAAAAAAAAAAAAGGAGACAUCAAUUUGACAUAAACUGUAUUCCCUCUAGUCUUGACAAAGUUAUCCACUUGAAGGCGCCCUUUGUUUAUGGACCAUUUUGAGUUAUGAUAAUUACAAAUCCCAAUGUUUAGCCACGCUGAAAAAGUACUCUCAGGAAACAGCAGAUUUCCCCGGUUUACCAUGUGAUCACUUAUCAGCUGAUUCGUGACGUUUUUCAAGGAAGGCGAAACUCGACAACAAAACAUGGUACAUUUACUUGACAAAUUACGCCCUGAAGAAUGUCCAAAACUAUUACACAGGGUGGUGGAUGGUGUAUGUGGGCGGGAGUCCCCUCGGAUGGCAGACUAUGGUGACAUGUGGACCCUUGUAGAAUGGAUGGAGCUCCUUGACUCCCUCUCCUCUCUGUUCCGGCUCGCCGUCGGUAAGAACACCCCAGACGAAGAGGUGCUGGCAUCGUUGGCAGACGUGGGCCGGGGGUACGGGGAGGCCGUGCUGACCGUCCUGAGGGCCAGACGGGAGGAGAUCCGCCAGGCGCUGGUAGAGAGGACCAAUAACGUGUCCAGCUCCACCCUCCAGGACUUUGACUGGCAUAUAAAGCUGGCAUUGGCCAGCGAUAAGAUCUCGUCUCUCCAGACCCCUCUACUCAACCUCAGUUUGGACGUGAAGGAGAACGGGGCCCUGAAGCCUGUGUCUGUCGAGAUGAACCGAGAGGAAUUACAAACACUCAUCAGCUCAAUGGAGGCUGCCAAUAAGGUGGUACUACAGCUGAAGUGAUGGUGGCGAUAGACAUUUAUUUCACUGUGCCCUUUCAUCUAUGGCUCUUAUUAAGGGGACUUGCUAUAUCAUCAUAGAGGGACACUGAACUAUGAUGCAGGGUCUUUCUGGAAACAGUGGUCUGAUCCAGAUACAGCUUUUUGCCUUCAACCCCCUUAGGCACUGAUUCCUACGCUUCCCCUCAUGAAUUCAAAAUCAUUGAAUUUGUGUAAGCAUGGGAUAGUGGGUGUUGCACCAUAUUCCAUUUAUUUUCAAUCCAUGAGGGGGAGUGAAUGAGUGCACAUUUUAGGGAAAAGGAUAUAGAAUCAUACUUCAGCCUAAGAUAAAUUCCCAAGACUGCAGUAAGAAGUAGUCUUUUGUACUUUUUUAUUUUUGCUGUGUUUUUUUGUAAUCCAUUCUAUUACUGUAUAAUAAAUAUUAACAUUUGA
Molecule: messenger RNA, 1498 nt
Organism: Salvelinus fontinalis (brook trout)
Lineage: Eukaryota; Metazoa; Chordata; Actinopteri; Salmoniformes; Salmonidae
Product: COMM domain-containing protein 8-like
Exons: 5
Coding region: 540-1070 (176 amino acids)
Source: RefSeq, a predicted model, not a curated record